AUGCAAAGUAAUUACAUUAUUAAGAUGGAUAGAUUAUAAACUAAUAACUAAGAAGGGAGAAGGCACAUUUUCAGAAGUUAUAAAGGCUUAGUCUAUAAAAACAAGUUAGUUAGUUGCUAUAAAAUGCAUGAAACAAGUUUUUUAAACAAUUGAUCAAGUAUUUAAUUAUUUCUAAUUUUUGGUUAACAAAUUGAAGGAAAUUCAAGCAUUAAGAAAGUUAUAAAAUCAUGAUCAUAUAAUAAAAUUAAUAGAAGUGUUAUAGUAAUAAUUAAUUAAUAAUAUAUUUAGUGAUGAACCCACUGGGAGAUUAGCUUUAGUAUUCGAAUUAAUGGAAUAAAACCUUUAUGAACAUAUUAAGGGUAUGAAUCUUAUAUAAUUAAAUAGGUCGAAAAGUAUCAUUAAAAUAAGACAAAAUAAGAAGUUAUAUGUAUUAAUUGCUCAAAGCAAUAGAUUUUAUGCAUACAAACAAUAUAUUUCAUAGAGAUAUUAAACCGUAAUACUAUUUUCAAUAUUUAGUGAGAAUAUUUUACUUUUAAAUGAUCAUCUAAAAUUAGCAGACCUAGGAUCUUGUAAAGGCAUAUAUUCUAAACAUCCAUAUACAGAAUAUAUAUCUACAAGAUGGUAUAGAUCACCUGAAUGUUUAAUGACAGAUGGUUAUUAUGAUAGUAAAAUGGAUAUUUGGGGAGCAGGAUGUGUAUUAUUUGAAAUUACUGCAUUAUUUCCUUUGUUUCCUGGAAGCAAUGAGUUAGAUUAAGUUCAUAGGAUACAUAACAUUUUAGGCACUCCAAAUCCUAAGGUGCUUGAUAGAUUUAGGAAACAUGCAUCACAUAUGGAAAUUAAUUUCCCUUCUAAAGUUGGAACUGGUUUAGAAAAUCUAAUUCCACAUGCUCCUAAAGAUUUAGUUGAUUUAAUAAAACAAAUGUUAAUUUAUGAUCCAGAAGAGAGAAUCAAUGCAAAAUAAGCACUUAGACAUCCAUAUUUUAAAGAAUUAAGAGAUUAAGAAUAACAGAAACUAUUAGAAACAAGUCUAUAAUCAAUCAAAUUACUUAAAAAACAGUAUUUAUUAUUAUUAAUUAAAAUAGUGGUGAUGAUUCCCUUAUUGAAGAAGAAUAAAAUACAUCUCACAUAUUACAUAAAAAAACUUUGUUCAAUCAAACAAAUAAAAUAUUACAAAACUCUUUUAAAACUAGAAAUUAAUAGCUUUUAGAUUCAGUCAAAUUACCUACACUUACAAAAAAAUAAGCAGAUUUGAAAAAAGCUUAUGGACCUGGUCAUUUUUAAAGUAUUAUGAAUUCUAUUUAAUAGAUAAAGAAACAAAAAAAAAGUCAGUAUAAUAUGAAUAUGUUUUAUAUGGUAAAAAAGCAAAUCUAGGUAAUUUUUUAAAUACUAUCAGACAAAAAUGA
This is a messenger RNA of Paramecium pentaurelia, 1403 nucleotides long. NCBI's taxonomy places the organism in Eukaryota, Ciliophora, Oligohymenophorea, Peniculida, Parameciidae. The record is from the annotation of a GenBank genome assembly.